Molecule: messenger RNA, 900 nt
Organism: Ophidiomyces ophidiicola
Lineage: Eukaryota; Fungi; Ascomycota; Eurotiomycetes; Onygenales; Onygenaceae
Exons: 2
Coding region: 1-900 (299 amino acids)
Biological process (GO): protein phosphorylation
Molecular function (GO): ATP binding; protein kinase activity
Source: RefSeq, a predicted model, not a curated record
AUGUCUUUCACCGUCGAAUUUUCUAGCCUAACAAGAAAAGACCUAUACGGCGUGGGCAUUGGAGUGACCUCGCAGGUUGUGCGCAUCGCCGACUCGAAUAUUGUUGCCAAAAUUCCCUCGCUCUCUCCGUACAUGGGCUCUGAGUUCCAUGAUAUUGAAAAACGAGCGUACGAGCGACUGCAGGGCCAUCCGAAUAUUUUGCGCUGCUUUGGCCAAAGCCCUCCAGAGUGUACUCUCUUGCAAGGCGCCCUACUUUUUGAAUAUCACCCAAAUGGCACUUUGAAGGAGCACCUUGGGCAGCUCAAUAAAUACCCGGGUCGAAAUCGUUGGCCCUACCAGGCUGUCAGUGCCCUUGCUUAUGUUCACUCUUGCCAUAUUGUUCACGGUGACCUUGGCCUUCAUAAUCUCCUCCUUCGCGACGAUGGUGAGAUCGUACUUUGCGACUUCGCCGGCUCCGGGCUGGACGGGAAAGGGUCUUAUGUAGCCCACGCAACACGUUACUCAGAUCCGUUAUGUCUUAAAGAGUAUCCUGAUGAGCAGAAUGACGUUUUUGCGCUUGGAACUCUUCUUUAUGAACUUGAUCAGGGGCGAUUACUUUUUGAUGGACUAAGCGAUGGCGAGAUUGAUGCACGACUUCGCAAGAGACAGUUUCCUGAUUUGUCUAUGAUUUCUCUGCCAUUGCGCAGUGUAAUUGAGAAAUGUUGGACCCUGCCAGGAUACCAGGCUAGCGAUGCCCUGAGAGAAUUGGGUAUGCUAUGCCCCAUCAAGAGGCGUGAUGGCUCUAAUCUAGCAACAGAACUCAGGCGUCAGGCCCCGAUAUUCCAGGCGGCGCUCUGUAUCGGUAUUCUUACAGUGGUCGCUCUUACGUGGAGAGCGGCGUUUAAGAAACUUCAGCGUUGA